AUGAACAACCUAUUUCCUCGGAUCGUUGCUCGUAAUGACGAUGACAAUGGUGGACUGUCAAAUGCAAUGAUUGAUCUCUUGAUCGCUCUUCUUGUUCUUGUUCUGCUCUCCCUCGCCCUGGUCGGUGGUCUGCUGGUCCUCCGUCGCAAGCGUCAAUCUCGGAAACAAAACCUACUCCCAGUUCACAAUGGAGAGUCCCCUGUCAAUAAACGCCGCUUAACUAUCUCUACCAACAAGUCUGAUUCCGUGGUCGUGUACGAUGAGAAGCGCAGUCUCAUGGCCAACUCCGACAGCCCCCCACCUAGCCCUGUGCCCGAAAUCCGCAUUACCUUCCCCGAGGAAGAAGAUGCGAGCGGCAAACGUACCUCUGGCCGAAUGGUCAUUGUCCGAAUCAGUGACGCUGGUAGCGUCGGUCUGGAACCCUGUCACGAGGAGCUACCGCCCUAUCAAACCACCGACACCGGUCGCUUCCAAUCCCUGGACAUUGACCGGAUGGGUGGAUUGAAGGAGAAGGGGGAGAUGAAUACAUACAAAUAA
This is a messenger RNA of Penicillium bovifimosum, 537 nucleotides long. RefSeq lists its product as uncharacterized. The coding region runs from base 1 to 537 and encodes 178 amino acids. The transcript has a single exon. NCBI's taxonomy places the organism in Eukaryota, Fungi, Ascomycota, Eurotiomycetes, Eurotiales, Aspergillaceae. The record is from RefSeq and is a predicted model, not a curated record.